AUGCGUCAACGGCGUCACUUCAUACAUAGCUUGUUCCCCGUCGCGCUGAAUCGUCCAUUGCCUAUUAGCCUUAAAGUUUUCCACUCGUUCACUGCAGUCGUAGCUUAUUUCUUGGACUCGUCUGAUUCACAGCUCAGAAGGGGAAGAAAGCGGAAAAUGGCCGGAGGAGGAGAUCACCACCACGUUGAUGGAGCCCAUGGUGACUUUAGGACCAAAGUCUGGAGUAUGCCCGGUGGGCCUUACUGCCGUCCCAAGCACUGGAAGCGCAACACCGCUAUUGCCAUGGCCGGUGUCUUCAUCCUCUGUAUCCCCAUCGCCAUGAUUUCCGCCAAGCUCGAGCAACGGCCUCAUAAACCAGUUCGGCCGAUUCCAUCUCAGCUCUGGAACAAGAGGGUCUGCAUAGAUCUGUCCUGCUGGCUUGUGCAGCUUCACAACGUGAAUAAAACCCACUGUGCGUUGAGGAGCAAGCUCUAUCUCCAGUGCCUCUUUCACCGCCUCAGAGCCCUUAUUGCUCUGAAUUGCAGUCUCAUUUUAGUCACUGAUGGGGCAAUUCCUUCUAUCAAAUUGUCUACAUAUAGACGGCGGUUAAAUGUUGGAACUGAGGUCAAUGAAGAUGAAAGAAAAGCUGAUAAAGUAUCAUCACUGCGGAGAAACAUGGGCUCUGAAUUCUCAUGCAUGAUGAAGGAGGCUAAAAUUCUUGGCUAUGCGCUUGGGAUUCCUUGCCUAGAUGGGGUUGAGGAGGCAGAAGCUCAGUGUGCGUUACUGAACUCAGAAUCUUUGUGUGAUGCGUGUUACACUUCAGAUUCUGAUGCUUUCCUGUUUGGUGCCCGGACAGUUUAUAGAGAUAUUUGUCUUGCUGAUGGUGGCUAUGUUGUCUGCUAUGAAAUGGCUGAUAUAGAGAGAAAGCUUGGCUUUGGUAGGAAUUCUUUGAUUUCUUUAGCUGUUUUUCUGGGUGGUGAUUACUCCCAAGGGGUGCAUGGUGUUGGUCGGGAGGCAGCUUUUCAGAUACUUAAAUCAGUUGAUGAUAACUCUGUCCUUCAACAAAUUGCUUCUGAGGGACUCCCCUUCUUGAAGAAAGCGAAGGGUUCAAAAAAGCAGGCCAAAAUCACAGGUGUAAAUCAAGAAGGGGAUGCUAACAGGACUGAAAUUGAUUUACAAAGGAAUAAAGAGUUCAUCCAAGUGAUUGAUGCUUAUUUGAAGCCUAAGUGCCAUCAAGCUGACUCUGAUGCUGUGAAUAGGGUUCUGGGUGUCUAUCCAUUUAACCGACACCAACUUCAGCAGAGAUGCACUCAAUUCUUUGAUUGGUCUCCUGAAAAGACAGAUGAGUAUAUUCUUCCUAGGAUAGCUGAAAGAGAAUUGAGGCGAUAUGCUAAUUUACGUUGUACUUCAUCAAAAGCUGGUGUAAAAAUUCCAAUGGAUGAGAUGGCAGUAAAAUGCCCUGUGUCAAGUAUUCUCAAGCAAAGAAAGCUUCAAGGAAGAGACUGCUUUGAGGUUUCAUGGGAAGAUAUGCAUGGCUUAAAAAAAUCCGUUGUACCAGCUGAUCUCAUAGAGAGUGCUUGCCCUGAAAAGAUCUUGGAGUUCCAGGAGGAAAGAGCUCAAGGAAAGAAAAGAAAUCAACGGAUACGAAGACCGAAGAAAUCGGAAGAUGAGUUAUUAGUGAAGGAUAUUGAUCUAAAACUUCAAAAGCUGCUACUUGACAUAGAAAACGAGAACCAAGACGAGGAAGCUGCCAGGUUCCCUGGAGGGCUGACAGCGGGAAAGAGUGUUGCCCUAUCCGGACCAGAUAUUUCAACACAAGAGCAGCACCUUGAGAGUGCAUUAGAAAGUAAGGCGGGCCAGAUCUCGAGUUCGGGUUGCAAAUUAUUUCCCAGUUUGUCUGAACCUGAAGUCAUUGAUCUAUCCACUCCUUUACCCAUCAAGGUUAGUAGUACAUCAAAACGUCUAGGGGGCGUGGUGGAUGUUGUUGAUAUAAUCGACUUGAGCGAGUCAGAAAAUGAAACGUCACCUGAUCAUGCUAGAAAAGCCAGAGAGCUAAGGUUGUUCAUUGCUAGAAUCGGAGAUCAUUGA
Molecule: messenger RNA, 2067 nt
Organism: Oldenlandia corymbosa var. corymbosa
Lineage: Eukaryota; Viridiplantae; Streptophyta; Magnoliopsida; Gentianales; Rubiaceae
Source: the annotation of a GenBank genome assembly